AUUACAGUCAUCUGUAGGCAGUGGGAUAGAGCCAGUGGCUUCAAUGGAGCUUUCUCUUACAUUAUCAUACGCUCUACCACGUCGACCAACUUACCGGUUCAUUCACCGGCCGGUUCAAUGCUCUACCCAACGCCGUGACCUCUUUAACCGCAUUGCUCCUAUUUACGAUAACUUAAAUGAUCUGUUAAGCUUGGGUCAGCAUCGAGUAUGGAAAAGAAUGGCAGUGUCAUGGAGUGGAGCAAAAAUGGGAGAUUGUGUACUGGAUUUGUGUUGUGGAAGUGGGGAUUUGGCGUUUCUUUUGUCUGAGAAAGUUGGAUCUCAGGGCAAGGUGACGGGUCUAGAUUUCUCAAAGGAGCCGUUGUCAAUUGCAUCAUCGAGGCAACAAUUGCUCUUUAAACCGUGUUACAAGAAUAUUGAGUGGGUUGAAGGCGAUGCACUUGAUUUACCAUUUUCUGAUGGUUACUUUGAUGCCAUCACUAUGGGUUAUGGACUGAGAAACGUAGUAGAUAAGCGUAAGGCCAUGCAGGAAAUCUUUAGAGUUCUGAAAGAAGGUUCUAGAGUAUCUAUCCUUGACUUUAAUAAAAGCACUGUACCAUUUACUGCCUUAGUUCAGGAAUGGAUGAUUGACAAUGUUGUCGUCCCAGUGGCUGCUAGUUAUGGCCUUGCAGACGAGUACAGAUAUUUGAAAAGCUCAAUCAAUGAAUUUUUAACAGGUAAGGAACUGGAGAGGCUUGCUUUGGAAGUAGGUUUCUCUAAAGCCAGACAUUAUGAGAUUAGCGGUGGACUCAUGGGAAACUUAGUAGCCACACGCUAAAAUUCCGCUUAUUAUUUUCUUUGCAAGUUUCAAAUUUUCUAAAGGAGUAGGAAGAAUGUUCUAGAGAUAUGAAGGGCUGAUAUAAUCAACAACCUAACAUCUCCCCUCUUUUCUCUUCUUUAAUAAAUACACUUUGGCAUCC
Ziziphus jujuba (common jujube) is the source of this 956-nucleotide messenger RNA. RefSeq names its product 2-phytyl-1,4-beta-naphthoquinone methyltransferase, chloroplastic. Bases 44 to 814 code for a protein of 256 amino acids. The record is from RefSeq and is a predicted model, not a curated record. Gene Ontology annotation, molecular function: 2-phytyl-1,4-naphthoquinone methyltransferase activity. Gene Ontology annotation, biological process: phylloquinone biosynthetic process. NCBI's taxonomy places the organism in Eukaryota, Viridiplantae, Streptophyta, Magnoliopsida, Rosales, Rhamnaceae. The transcript has 8 exons.